AACGUGUGAGCAUUGAGCAUACCUUCCGAACCAGCCCGGCGAAGAACAUGAAUGCGCGGCUUAAUCGAGGUGCCUCACACACACGCGAUCGAUCAAACUCUGAAUCUCUCGCCGCCGUCGCUGCCGUCGACUUGCGUCGUCGUCGUCGUCGUUGGUCGGGUCGACCCUCCUGCUGUGGGGUGGUGUCCACACGACCGGCUGGCUGGCUGGCUGGCAGCAAAUAAGGGGUUUUCCGAUUCCAACCCACCGAGCCGAGUCGAGCAGCGCGUCAGUCAUCGGAGCGCGCGGCAGUUCUUCUCUCUAGCUCUUUCGUUCGCGUUUACCAUCAACAACCGGUGCGGUGGUUGACGACGGAAUCGACGCUGCUUUAUUGCACAUGGACCGAUCGACCGUAGGUACACGUUGCAACCCAUUGCCGUCGUCGCCGUCGCCUUCGAUUCAGCGCCCGCGCGCUCGCUCUGAAGCGCUGAAGCUGUGAAACGCGAGAUGUGGAUUGAAAUUAUGCUUUUUGUUUUGCUCCCGAUGUAGUUCCGUGGAACGAGUUUCGGCAAACGGACGACGACGACGACGAUUACGACGCGCCGUCGCGGAUUAUUGCGGCGAAAAACAGUGCGACAGUUGAUCGCGAUCGCGAGAUUUUGGCGGUACACGGGCAGAGAUCCUGUGUGGUGUUCGCCGUGCGGAAGGAUCCUCGUGGGUCCUUGAUAAGGAAUGGGUGCGUGUGUCGCGGGAGAAGCUGUUGGGAUCGUCGGUGAAUUCGUGCGAGGCUGGAAAUAGAUCGAUCGGACGACAGUGGUGAUGCUCACGAAAGGAGCUCUAAUGAAUGCGCGCGUGAUAAUUAAACUUAAUGGCAGUGCUGAUGGAUAGCAAUUGUGGUUGUUUGUGAUAAUAAAAUUAAUUCAAUCGAAGAAAAACCUAUCAUCAUCGUUGGCGUCAGCACAAUUAAUAUUGAUCGGUGGGCAUAGUUGGACGGAACGAGAUCAUCCUAACAACAUUGGAAUAGGAACGUACAUCGGUAAAGUGUAAACGGCGCAGCUGUUAACAUUUGUGAAAUCUUUCGGAACCCCGUUGAAAAGUCAGCAGAUCGUGGAGGCGUGAAAAAAAAAACAAGUGAACCCAAGAAGUAGAAGAAGUGUUACAUCGAUGAAAGAAUGCCACAACCACCAUCCAUCGCAUCGAGAGUGACAGUCGCGGUGCUAAUAUGAAUGCGCGCGCGAAGCACAAAUGGUUGUAAAUUAAAUAAUUAUUUCAUUAGCGCGGCUCAGCCCCCGACGACUGUCUGACUGGUGCUAGUGGUGGGGUGUUUGUGAAGAUACCGACCGAUGGCGAUGCCCGCGAUGGUGAACCGUAAUUGCAAGGAAGAGCAUUGAAUAAAUUUUCGGAGCGGAACCGAAGACUUGAAAAAGCGCUGAACGCGAGUGCAACCCCCUUCGCAGGAAAAUCGGUGGUUUAUUAACACGCAAUAAAAUUGGAAGGUGUGAACAAUGUGCCCGGUUUGAUGAAGUAGAUUACUCUGGUGGUGAAUAUUAAGUGAUUUCGAAGUGCAUUACAUUGUUGCGGGUGGAAAAGUGUGUGAUUCGUCUGUGAUUUUUAGCCGUACAAAGAUGGAUAUGUCCGGGACCAUGUCUGGGGCGAACUCGCUCAACAUGCGGCCGUUGUUCAGUGGAUAUCCUUUCCAAGGUCAAGGCCGCGUCAACCAGCUCGGCGGCGUGUUCAUCAACGGGCGCCCGCUGCCGAACCACAUCCGUCUGAAAAUCGUCGAGAUGGCCGCCGCCGGCAUUCGGCCGUGCGUCAUCUCCCGCCAGCUGCGCGUUUCCCAUGGGUGCGUCUCGAAGAUACUGAACCGCUACCAGGAGACCGGUUCGAUUCGUCCCGGUGUGAUCGGGGGCUCCAAGCCGAAGGUGGCCACACCGGAAGUGGAAUCCCGCAUCGAGGAGAUGAAAAAGAUGAAUCCGACGAUCUUCAGCUGGGAGAUACGCGACAAGCUGAUUAAGACCGAUCCGAGCGCGGGCUAUAGCAGCGCGGACGGCGGCCUCCACAGACAGCCAGGCGCAGAUUACCGAUGUCGUGAGGAAGGCGUUACGGACCCACCGAGUGUAUCGUCCAUCAGCCGGCUGCUGCGGGGAGGACCACCGGACGGACGAAAGGACGACGACGGGCGGAAGGAUUACAGCAUCCAUGGGAUUUUGGGCGGUCGUGGAUCCGACACGAGUGACACCGAAUCCGAACCGGGGAUCCUACUGAAGCGUAAACAGCGCAGAUCCCGGACGACCUUCACCGGCGAACAACUGGAAGCGCUGGAGAAAGCUUUUCAGCGAACGCAGUAUCCGGAUGUUUACACGAGGGAAGAGCUGGCAUCGUCCACCAACUUGACGGAAGCUCGCAUCCAGGUGUGGUUCAGCAAUCGCCGCGCUCGACUGAGGAAACAUGCUGGGUCGCAGAUGUCCACACCGUUGGGUUCGUUGGGAUCGCUUCCAAUGGCGCAGUACCAUCCGGGAGUGGCGUCGCAGGAGUCGUAUCAGAUGGCGGCCGCAGCCAAUUAUGACUUUGUUAGCCAGAAUCCGGCUUCGUUUUCGUCUGGGUUCCAGCAUGGACACUUUGGUGGACAGAACUUCGGUCCUAACGCCAUGGGCUUCCAUCAGAACAGUCAAGACUUCAUCCCACCGGAGUACACCAAGAUGAUGAACGAGGAGUACAUCAAACCGGCGCACGAAAACUCGUCCUCGUCGGUCAAGCUGAGUCCAACGGCAACCCACGGAGCGUCGGCCGCCCUAGGCGAUAGCUACGCCACCAAACUGAGUUCGGUAGCGGCCGCAGCGGCAUCCAGUAUCGCACCGCAGGAAUCGUCCUGGAGUCAAAGCUAUCCGCCGCACCCGGGACAGAGCUACGGUGCCAAUUUGGGGCCUGGUUGUCCGUCUUCGGCCACUGCCGCUCCCAUGGAGUACCACCAGAUGCAGCAAGCGUACAGCAACAAGUAUUGGUCAUGAUGAGUUCGGAGAAGGAUGAUUUGAUAUUUCAAAUGUAGAUCUUUAAAAGGUUUAUUUUUCUUUCAGUAGUUGAAUUAGUCUAGUGUAUCGCUGUAAGAUAUGGUUUCCUAUUUUUGCAAUAGUUUUUUUUCAUGUCCUAAAUAGCAUUAAGAUGAUCCCAAAUCUAAGCUAAGCCCUCAUUGAAAUUUUUAAAACCAAUUAGUUUAAGUAGCUGUUGUAGGUUAGAUAUUCAUCAAAUAUUUAUUUUCUGAUAAUUUCAUGACACAAACUUAGAACGGUAUAGAACUCUCACUUAGCCUUCCACCAAACAAAGCGUAGUGAAUAAACAAAACCAUUGAUCCACGAACGUGAAUAAAUGCCUUAAAUUAUA
Messenger RNA from Aedes albopictus (Asian tiger mosquito), 3357 nucleotides. Its product is annotated as protein gooseberry-neuro. The record is from RefSeq and is a predicted model, not a curated record. Gene Ontology annotation, biological process: anatomical structure development; regulation of transcription by RNA polymerase II. The transcript has 7 exons. The coding region runs from base 1605 to 2987 and encodes 460 amino acids. Gene Ontology annotation, molecular function: DNA-binding transcription factor activity, RNA polymerase II-specific; RNA polymerase II cis-regulatory region sequence-specific DNA binding. NCBI's taxonomy places the organism in Eukaryota, Metazoa, Arthropoda, Insecta, Diptera, Culicidae.